AUGGCAAAGUUACGAAGUAUCUUCAAAAAACAUCUGAUCCCUAACCUGGAGCGCAAAUGUCGCCUGUGCCUGUCGGAUAAGUCGGAAAUCGUACAGUCAAUCUUCCAGUCGGAAAACAGCAAGGAAACAACCGAUACGCUUGUGGAGAAAAUAUUCGAAUGUACGGCAAUAAUGCUCUCCAAGGAUUUCGACUUCCCGUCACCCAUCUGCGAAGACUGUGCGCUGAAGUUGGAUGAGUUCCUGCUGUUUCGCACGAAAUGUUUGCGUAGUAACGAGAUCUAUCGAUUCAAUCGCCUUCACAAACAACGGCUACUGUUCACCAGGAAACCGCUCCAGGAGGACGUUAGUUCUGUGGCGGGUGAUAAACCCGACACAGAGUCAACUGGAUCAACAGAUGAGCCGGACGGGGUUGGUACUGUCGAGGAAGUUGUUGCUCCGUUGGCGUACCCAAUUCCUUCGGUCGUUAUCGCUGAGGCAAGCGCAUCAAGUAGCUCCGACAGUCGGACGGUGAUAGAGGCGGACCAGCUCGGUACUGAAGCUGUCCCUGUGACGGAGGAUGAAGCAGAGAUGGGAUCAACGCUGCAGAACGGACUAACAGAAGCUGAGGAGGAAUCACCAAUGCAACAACAAGAUAGGGAUGUGGAAUGCAAUGGUAAUCAUCAAGGAUCAUCCUCUGGGCUGGAUGAACCAGACGAUGCGUGUAUUCCAAAGCGGAAACCACCACCAGAUCCGGAUGAUAGUGAAAGCACCAGUAGACUUUCUCCCGCACCCGUAGUACUUCUCAUGGACGAAACGGACACUACCGUUAGCGAGACAGAAGAUGUUGAAGAGGUAAUACUCCUGCCAGCGGAGCUUCUGAACCCAUGCGCUGCGGGCGAAGAGCAAAUGGAAGAUAUCGAGAGCGUUAAAUUCCCCAUCGAAACGAUCGAACAGCUGGAACAGUUGGAACGAUUGGUCCGGUCAAGCGACACUGCAAGGGAACGCUAUAUUAACAUCCUUCGGCGGCUCAAAACACACGAUACCUCGCUCAGUGACACAUAUCAACGGUUGUUCGCGGACAGGCUGCUGAUCCACUACAAUUACGAUGGCAUCUCGCCAAAGUAUAACAAGCGACCACUGAAAACGUUGCUGCUGUUCACAGAUUGUAUGGCUGUGGCCUGGGAGGACCAUAUGGAUGUCGGUAGGAUCAGAGAAGCUGUAAUAGAGGCUGUGAGAAAAUCCCAUAACCGUUACAAUCAGUUUAACCAUCGUAAGCGUGCCAGGUAA
This is a messenger RNA of Anopheles marshallii, 1266 nucleotides long. RefSeq lists its product as uncharacterized. The record is from RefSeq and is a predicted model, not a curated record. The coding region runs from base 1 to 1266 and encodes 421 amino acids. Lineage: Eukaryota; Metazoa; Arthropoda; Insecta; Diptera; Culicidae. The transcript is spliced from 7 exons. Gene Ontology annotation, cellular component: nucleus. Gene Ontology annotation, molecular function: zinc ion binding.